This is a messenger RNA of Linum trigynum, 456 nucleotides long. NCBI's taxonomy places the organism in Eukaryota, Viridiplantae, Streptophyta, Magnoliopsida, Malpighiales, Linaceae. The record is from the annotation of a GenBank genome assembly.
AUGUUGAUCUUCAGCGCCGACAAGAACGAGAUGAGGAUGUUGUUGGCAGCGAUUAAGCCUCUCCUUCCUGAGAAACUCUCUCGAUGGAAUGAUUUGGGUGUUAUGGCGGUGGUUGAAAAAAUAGUCAUGACUGCAGAUGAUCGAUAUCAUGAGGAACGAGAAAUGCUUAUGUUUAUCACUUAUUGGGAGCGAGAUUAUGAGGCAAGUGAGAAGGAUAACUUUCGGCUGGUGGGAGUGGACGAACAAGUUAUGACGACAAUGCGUGAUCUAUUAUUUGAGAAUGAUUAUGAAAAGGCAUUUCUGGAGGAUUGGAGCAACAAGGGAUUUAUUUUAGUGAAAGAACAGUUGCCAUUGAAGAUGAAUUUGGAAAGAUGUUCCUUGAAUAUGGUACUAUUUAUUGUUUCUGAAGUAGUUCUCAUUUUUGGUUUUAUCUUAAUCCUUGGAUUCAAAAAUUGA